AUGUCCCCCCUCCCCGAAGAACUCAUUUCAGAGAUUAUGAUGCUCCUCGACAGCUAUUCCAUUCUCCAGAUGGCCCUUUCCUGCCGGUCCUUUCACGAAACCUUCCUGACUAAACCUAUUCGCUACAUUUACGAACUUGGCUUGAACGGUAUGCAAGACGCGGGAUCUAAUAAACCGCCCGACGAACUGCUCGUUCUCCUUCGCGAUCGGCAAAGGAGAUGGGUAGAGCUCGACUGGAAGAGUGUCCAUGUAGUGAAGGCUCCAGGAAAUCGACUAUUUCCCAAACUCGCAGCAGGGACACUGUCAUAUUCGGAUGGCACUGAUCUCUUUGUACUUUAUCUGCCGUCUGCCAGAAACCCUGGACACGCCCUCCAUCGCACCUCACUGGACUUCAAGAUACACGAUUUCGCCAUCGAUCCAAGCCAAGAUUUGGUUGUUGUGUUGGAAGCUAUUGAGCUACCGAGCCGAGAUCGACGCCUGAGCCUGCACUGCCGCACAAUCUCGACCAACCUGGCUCACCCCAAAGCGGCCCAGGGCGUACUCUCCUUCACGAUACCCAACCAUCCGCUUGGGGAUCAGCUGUGGAAGGUCAGGCUUCAGAUAGCGGACGACGUUUGCGCGUUUCACUCAGGUGACAGGGUCCGUCCUCGGCUCCUGCUUUGGAACUGGAACAUGGGACUGCUUCUCUUUGACUCUCUCGACGAAGUAUUACCGGACUAUAUCGAGACCUUCAAUUUCCUCCGCAGGGACGCAUUCACCUUGACGUCCUCGAUCUCUGGUGGCCUCAUCCAUGUCUACCUGUUCUCUCCUGUUGCGCUGGCAAACCCCAUACUGAUUGCCUCCCUUGCGCUACCCCUUCCUGCUCCCUCAUAUACCGUCGCCUCUCUGUGGACCCCUUCCGUGCAUCUACAGCAACAUCCCAUGCCAGAAGCGCUGUUCACGCACUCUACUGAAACACGAACACAUGUAUUCUCCGUCAUUUACCGAGCGUCUUUUGACCUGAGCUUGCCUAGCAAGCUCUACUUUUUCUUCAUACGCAAUUUGACAUUCCUUCAGUACGUAGAUGGUCCUGAGAUUGCCCCUGAGCUGCAAGUAGUGUCCUGGGAGCAAUGGGGAGAGAACGAGAGUCGCUUUAUACCGAUGGCUCCAGGAACAUGGUCACUGGAUGCUCACGGAGACCGCGUUGUGCUCUAUCAGCCUAGACGCAACACCAUCGAUCUGCUGGAUUUCUCGUGCGGUACUCCAUAUCUUGCCUCUCCUGAACACAAGAGGUAUGGACGAGAUAAACCAACUACCCUUAAGUGCGGGGGCAUAUUCACCAAAGACAUCGUAACACGUCUGCCAUACCACUCCGCCUCCAAGGCAAUGCCGCUCGACUUACACAAGAAAAUGAUCGACGAGGAGCGCAUCGUCGCGUUGAAUCAAACAGAUGACAGAACUGAACUACGAGUGUAUUCUUUUUGA
Messenger RNA from Cyclocybe aegerita, 1464 nucleotides. The record is from the annotation of a GenBank genome assembly. Lineage: Eukaryota; Fungi; Basidiomycota; Agaricomycetes; Agaricales; Hemipholiotaceae.